Xiphias gladius (swordfish) is the source of this 766-nucleotide messenger RNA. Its product is annotated as transmembrane protein 182-like. Gene Ontology annotation, cellular component: membrane. NCBI's taxonomy places the organism in Eukaryota, Metazoa, Chordata, Actinopteri, Istiophoriformes, Xiphiidae. The transcript is spliced from 5 exons. The record is from RefSeq and is a predicted model, not a curated record. Bases 1 to 765 code for a protein of 254 amino acids.
AUGUCUCCUGCUGAGAGGACGAAGGUGCUCCUCUUCCUGGCUUUGUUCUUUGGAGCAGUAGGAUUUCUGUUCAUGCUGCUCUCCUGUGGGACAGAGUACUGGCUGCUGGCCGCUGAGUCCUGCAGCCGGCCGGGCGACAAAAACAGGGCUGUAGAUGGUGUGAGGAUCUUUCACGAGGGUCUGUUUUGGCGCUGUUCCUUCAUGGUCACGUCCGAGGAAUACUCUACGUGGGACCUUUGGAUCUCAAUUCAGCCAUCGUCAAAGGUUUGCCAGACCGCUUUCCUCUUCCCAUUUCCUGUGAAUGAGCCAGUGACGCCAUUGGUGGAGCCACACAGUUUACCCAGAGAACCCUAUGAACAUCACUCCGCCAUUGUUUUCAGGACCUUCUGGAGCAUCUUUCUCGUCGCAGGUGUGGCGGCUGUCGUCAUUGGCGGAUUUGUCGCUAUCUGUGCUGCCCCGCUGACCAAUCACAAACUCUAUAAAGUGGGUGGGGCCCUUCAGCUUUGUGGUGGCCUGGGUCUGCUGGCCGUGGUGUUGAUGUAUGUGAUGUGGGUCCAGGUCCUGGACACUCUGGAGCAAUUUGCCCUCCAUCGGAGACUCUCCGGCUGCCCCUCCUUCCAUCUCAGCAUCCAGCACGGUCCCUCAUUGCUCUUGGCUCCAGUGGCGGUCUUCUUCUGCCUGCUGGCCGGCCUGCUCUUCAUCCUGGUUGGCCGAAGUGUUCAUUGGAUGCAGCUGGACAAAAGAAACGCAGUCCCUGAACUUUAAA